This is a messenger RNA of Microthlaspi erraticum, 486 nucleotides long. The record is from the annotation of a GenBank genome assembly. NCBI's taxonomy places the organism in Eukaryota, Viridiplantae, Streptophyta, Magnoliopsida, Brassicales, Brassicaceae.
AUGUUGAUGAACCAGCAGAAGUCCACUGCGGAGACACACUUGAAGAUAGACACCAUGUACAACGAUCUGAAUGGGAAAUACGAGGCUGUGUGCACCAUGCCUCUGUCUGAUGCUAUUCAGAUGAUUCCUGCAUUGAAGAAGUACAUGAAGGAGCUGAUAUCUGGGAAAGUAGCUAAGGAGGAAAAUGUCAUGCUAGUGUCAGAGGAGUGUAGCGCUGUGCUGCAAAACAAGGUGAUAAAGAAGAGGAGCGAUCCAGGAAGAUUUGUCUUGUCAGUGCAGAUUGGUCACAUGAUCUUCGCGUGCUCUCUUUGUGAUCUUGGCUCGAGUGUGAACUUGAUGCCAUAUUCUGUAGCCAAGCGAUUGGGAUACACCAAGUUCAAACCCAUCAAAGUCUCUUUGGUUUUCGCUGACAGAUCGACUAAGUUCCCAGUUGGUAUACUUGAGGAUCUCCAUGUGCAGAUAGUGAACACACUCAUCCCAGCAUAA